AUGAGCUUUCUCUCCCUUGAAGUCUCGCACUACCUGCGACACCUUCUGCUCGCCGGUCUGACAGCGUUCGCUGUCCCCGAGUCGAUGAAGAUCUUCUGUGAGCUUCACCUCAAGGAGACCGUCCGAGCGGCUCGGGCUCCUAGGAGGGCCCGCGGGAAGGGGGGAGUGAAAGCAGGAGGCUGCGGCGAAGCGGAGGCUGCGGAGGAGGGGCUGCAGGGUGCGGUGAAGAAACAUCAGACCCAUCAGGCAAGCGACGGCAAGGGACCACUUGGUAGGUCAUCCAAAGCUGCACCCAAGACAGCGGGGCUUAGCACUGCACUGAACUACCGUGGCCAGGUUGAGACUGGCAUCAUCACAAGUGGCAAAGCUACACGAGUGGUUGAGAUUUACAAUGAGGAUGAGACCGAGUGCAUCACCAUCGGAGCCUCUGGCUGCUUGGGACGCAGGGCACAGCGCGCCAAGGGCACUCCGCCGAGCUCUUCGCGGUCUCGGCUCGGCCAGACACGGCUCUUCGCAGUAGCGGGACAACUUGACUCGCGCGCCCGAGCAGAAGUUCCUGGCAGCACCCGCACACCAGAGGUUCGGGAGAUCGUGAGCAGCUUCACCAAGAUCGAUGCAGACAAGAUCCAACUCAUCUCAAAGGUCGGUGUCUUCCCGGUGAAGCAGCGCCUCUCCGACGAGGUCGCCAGCAAAGUGGUGGCCAUUGGGGUGAAGAGCUUUAACCGACCACAUCAGAAGUAUGACCACAGCGUCGUGGUGAUUGGUGCCGGGCUGGGUGGCAUGCAGACGAUGAUCGGCUUAAUGCAGUCAGGUCGAAAGGACAUUGUCUGCUUAGAAAGACUAUCCAGCUUUGGUGGACACUCCUGGUUAGUGGUCUCCAACAAAUACACCAAGCUGCAGACCGAAAGUGGCAACUACCACGUGGACUUCGGCUUUCCCGAUGAACCGGCCACCAACGAAGUUGAGGGUGACCUCUACAAGACCUGGCCGACCAGAGAUCAGCUUCUGAAGAUGUUCAGAGAUGCUGCAAGGAAGCACAACUUGGGACCCGUCACCAAGUUCAAUACAAAUGUCGAGAAGGUGAGGCCGCUGCCAGAUGGCAACGGCUAUGCGAUCUACACCACGCCCUAUGGGCAGGAAGACGGAGAAGGAGAAUUGGUGGUGGCCUCCGCCGUGCUGGCGUGGCCGGGGAAUUUGUGCAAUCACCGGGAGAUUGAAUGGCCUGGUGAAGAUGACUUCGAUGGCUACAUCGCCUAUGCGUCAUUUUCCAAGGUGGAUUAUCGACAGGCAGAAGGAAAGGUCUGCAUCCUCUACGGUCACGGCGCUUUCACCAUCGAAAACGUGCGAACGCUCUGCGAGCACAAGUGCAAGAAGGUGAUUGUGAUGUGCCGGAAACGCAACCUCUGCGGAAUGCGGGUGAUGUCUUGGUUGGUCGGCUACUUGGAAAUGCCUUUGCCUGGCAAUAUCUUGCUGGAGGGCAUGCAGAAGAUGUAUGACCUCGUAGGAUUCGAUUGUUGGUCCGCUCACUGUGUCAAGACCGACGACAAGCGCAGCUUUGCACACGUGUCGCAGAAGACGGCCUUUGGUGUGACUGACGUCUACUUCCUGGCGGGCUACUACGGCCUCAUGGAGGUGCUGGUGGAUGAAAUCAAACGCUUGACCACCAACGGUGCACAGACCAAGAAAGGCAAGAAGAUCAAGUGCGAAGUCAUCCUGAAAGCUGUGGGUGUGAUGCCGGACCCGGCGAUUGACAAGAUGUUGGGCCUCAAGGAGCUGGUCGGCCUGUGGGUCAAUGGCGAUCCCUUGCGUUCGGUUUGCUGCAAUGGCAUGUUUGUGGAGGCUCAGAAUUUCGGUUCUUUUGCGUCUGGUCCUCCCUUCGCUCAGCUUGCUCGGGUAACUCGAUGGUUCGUGGAUUACCCCACGGACUUUGAGACCAUCAGGGGCACCCUCCCGAAGUUGACCGGAAGUCCCGAGAAGCCAGCGUAUGUGCCGACGGCGACGCACAUGUUGCCCACCUUUAGCUGUUUCAACCUCAUCCCAAUGCUUGCGGCAGAGAUGGCCGUCUAUGGCGCGUUGAAGCACACCAAGCAGAUGGCGAGACAUCCUCCCAAGCAGUACAUCGCCGAAUGCCGAGCGGAAUGGGAGGCCUACAUCAGGCAAUGGAAGAAGGAUGGGAUGAUUGAUGACAGCAAGCCAGAACCGCCGUACCCGUACACCGAGACGAUGGUUCAAGGCUGGAUCGACCGCACCAACAUGGAGUGGAUGCAGAAAGCCGCACGCCAGCAGCAGCGGCUGGCCCAAGCGUGA
Durusdinium trenchii is the source of this 2307-nucleotide messenger RNA. Lineage: Eukaryota; Dinophyceae; Suessiales; Symbiodiniaceae. The record is from the annotation of a GenBank genome assembly.